ACCGGGGCCCUCAGAUCGAGGCUGCCUCCCCCUCUCAGCCGGCAGCACAUUCCGCCGCCGUUGCCGCCGCCCGGCCCCACAGUUGUCUUUGCCGGAGCUGCAGUCGCGCUGGGGUUAGGGCGGGGGGGCGGGCGGGGAGAGGAGAAGGCCGCGGCGGAGGCAGGUGAGAGGAGGAAGGAAGCGGCGGCGCGGCGAGCACAGCAGCUCAGGCGGCGGCCCAGUUCCUAGGAGUGUCGGUGCGGCGCGGUGGUUGGGGCGGAUCCCGCGGGGCCCGGGCGGGGGAAGGAGUCACCGGCCCGGCCAUGGCGGACAACGAGAAACUGGACAACCAACGGCUCAAGAAUUUCAAGAACAAAGGCCGCGACUUGGAGACUAUGAGAAGACAACGAAAUGAAGUUGUAGUUGAAUUAAGGAAGAAUAAAAGAGAUGAACAUCUCUUAAAGAGAAGGAAUGUACCACAUGAAGAUAUCUGUGAAGACUCUGAUAUAGAUAGUGAUUAUAGAGUGCAAAAUACCUCUCUAGAAGCUAUUGUUCAAAAUGCUUCAAGUGAUAACCAAGGAAUUCAGUUAAGUGCAGUUCAAGCUGCUAGGAAGCUUUUGUCCAGUGAUCGAAAUCCACCAAUUGAUGACUUAAUAAAAUCUGGAAUAUUGCCCAUUUUAGUCCAUUGUCUUGAAAGAGAUGACAAUCCUUCUUUGCAGUUUGAAGCUGCAUGGGCUUUGACAAACAUUGCAUCUGGAACUUCUGAACAAACUCAAGCGGUAGUUCAGUCCAAUGCUGUGCCACUUUUCCUGAGGCUUCUCCAUUCACCCCAUCAGAAUGUCUGUGAGCAAGCAGUGUGGGCAUUGGGAAACAUCAUAGGUGAUGGGCCCCAGUGUAGAGAUUAUGUCAUAAGUCUUGGAGUUGUGAAACCUUUACUUUCCUUCAUAAGUCCAUCUAUUCCUAUAACAUUCUUAAGAAAUGUUACUUGGGUUAUGGUCAACUUAUGUCGCCACAAAGACCCACCACCACCAAUGGAAACCAUUCAGGAGAUUCUUCCAGCCCUUUGUGUUUUAAUUCAUCACACAGACGUAAAUAUAUUGGUAGAUACAGUCUGGGCCCUCUCUUACCUUACUGAUGCUGGCAAUGAACAAAUACAGAUGGUAAUAGACUCUGGAAUAGUUCCUCAUUUGGUUCCUCUGCUCAGCCACCAGGAAGUUAAAGUUCAGACUGCUGCACUUAGAGCUGUGGGCAACAUUGUUACUGGAACUGAUGAGCAAACACAAGUAGUUUUGAACUGUGAUGCUCUUUCACACUUCCCAGCACUCCUGACACAUCCCAAAGAGAAAAUUAAUAAAGAAGCAGUGUGGUUCCUCUCCAACAUCACUGCAGGAAAUCAGCAGCAGGUACAGGCAGUAAUUGAUGCCAAUCUUGUACCAAUGAUAAUACACCUUUUGGAUAAGGGGGAUUUUGGCACUCAAAAAGAAGCUGCUUGGGCCAUAAGUAACUUAACAAUUAGUGGAAGGAAAGAUCAAGUGGCUUACCUUAUCCAGCAAAAUGUUAUCCCACCUUUUUGCAACUUGCUGACUGUAAAAGAUGCACAAGUUGUGCAAGUAGUACUCGAUGGACUAAGUAAUAUAUUAAAAAUGGCUGAAGAUGAGGCAGAAACCAUAGGCAAUCUUAUAGAAGAAUGUGGAGGACUGGAGAAAAUUGAACAACUUCAAAAUCAUGAAAAUGAAGACAUCUACAAAUUGGCCUAUGAGAUCAUUGAUCAGUUCUUCUCUUCAGAUGAUAUUGAUGAAGACCCUAGCCUUGUUCCGGAGGCAAUUCAAGGCGGAACAUUUGGUUUCAAUUCAUCUGCCAAUGUACCAACAGAAGGGUUCCAGUUUUAGAAAGAUGUUGUGGAAGUUAGGUACAAUGCAGCACUGAGAUAUAUAUAUAUAUAUACACAUAUAUAUAUAUAUAUAUAUAUACACACAUAUAUAUAAAAAGGUUUGAUCCAUCAA
Molecule: messenger RNA, 1982 nt
Organism: Piliocolobus tephrosceles (Ugandan red Colobus)
Lineage: Eukaryota; Metazoa; Chordata; Mammalia; Primates; Cercopithecidae
Gene: KPNA4
Product: karyopherin subunit alpha 4
Exons: 17
Coding region: 303-1868 (521 amino acids)
Biological process (GO): protein import into nucleus
Cellular component (GO): cytoplasm
Molecular function (GO): protein binding; nuclear import signal receptor activity
Source: RefSeq, a predicted model, not a curated record